GAUAUGACAUCCAUCCCCUCGCAGCUCUGUUGCGCAGACCAGCCCGCAUCGCUUCUGUCGCUUAGAAACGGGGCAUGGUGCAGCAACCAAGAUGACUUCCAACGAAGAUGUCAUGAUGGCAACAUCACCCCGCGAGCUUACUCAGAACCCGCUGAAGAAAAUAUGGAUGCCAUGUAAAAACGGGCUGCCUGAAAAGCACAUUUCACAGAGAAGGGUAUGUAUGACCAACUGUCCCACCCUUAUUGUGACGGUUGGCCUCCCAGCCAGAGGUAAGACCUACAUCUCCAAGAAGCUGACCCGCUAUCUCAACUGGAUUGGUGUGCCAACCAAAGAGUUCAACGUGGGUCAGUACAGGAGAGAGUGUGUGAAGAUCUACAAGUCCUUUGAGUUUUUCCGUCCAGACAAUGAAGAGGGGCUGAAGAUCAGGAGGCAGUGUGCACUGACAGCGUUGAAUGAUGUGCGCCAGUACCUGAGUGUGGAGGAGGGCCAGGUGGCAGUGUUUGAUGCCACGAACACCACACGGCAGAGGAGAGGGACCAUCACCAGGUUUGCAGAACAGAACGGCUUUAAGGUGUUCUUUGUGGAGUCUGUGUGUGAAGACCCUGAUGUCAUUGCGGAGAACAUAGUGCAAGUGAAGCUGGGUAGUCCUGACUACAUAGACUGUAAUACAGAAGAGGUCGUUGAGGAUUUCAUGAAGAGGAUCAAGUGCUAUGAGAACUCUUACCAGCCACUGGAUGAGGUUCUAGACAGGGAUCUGUCCUACAUCAAGAUAAUGGAUGUGGGCCGGAGGUACCUGGUGAACCAGGUCCAGGACCACAUCCAGAGCCGGAUCGUCUACUACCUGAUGAACAUCCACAUCACACCACGCUCCAUCUACCUGUGUCGCCAUGGAGAGAGUGACCACAACGUCAAGGGACGCAUCGGAGGAGACUCUGGCCUAUCUGGCAGGGGCAAGGAGUUUGCAAAGUGUCUGGAGAAGUUCAUCCAAGAGCAGAACAUUAAGGAUUUGAAGGUGUGGACCAGCCAGAUGAAGAGGACCAUCCAGACAGCUGAGGCUGUGGCUGUGCCCUACGAGCAGUGGAAGGCUCUCAACGAGAUAGAUGCUGGUGUGUGUGAGGAGAUGAUGUAUGAGGAGAUCCAGGGACAUUUCCCUCAGGAGUUUGCACUGAGAGACCAGGACAAAUACCGCUACCGCUACCCUAAAGGAGAGUCCUAUGAGGACCUGGUGCAGCGUCUGGAGCCAGUCAUCAUGGAGCUGGAAAGACAGGAGAACGUCCUGGUCAUCUGUCACCAGGCUGUCAUGCGCUGCCUGCUCGCUUACUUUCUGGAUAAGAGCGCAGAGGAGCUGCCUUACCUGAAGUGCCCUUUGCACACUGUACUGAAGCUGACACCUGUGGCUUAUGGCUGUAAAGUAGAGUCUGUCUUUUUGAACGUGGAAGCUGUGAACACCCACAGGGACAGGCCAGAGAAUGUAGACACUUCACGGAUGCCGGAGGAAGCCCUGUUCACAGUCCCCGCCCACCAGUGAUUAGGGACAGUUCCCAAGACUACAGAGUGACAUCACUUACCAUGGCCACUUCCUCUACUCAAUCAGCAAUCAAUCCAAAUUUCUCUUUUAAUUUGUUCCUUGCAGUGGGAUUGGAAAAAAAACGCAUCCGGAUCUUUCAUUGGACAUAUUCCUCGUUCAGGUUCACCUCAUCUUUCUCUUUUCUUCUGUGCAAUGAAAGUCUAGACAACUGGAAUCCAGUUCAAUGGUGAUUUGCCCCACUAUCGGGGUAUGUGUGAGAGUGUGUGCAUGUGAGUGUGUUUUGUAUGUGUGUGAGUGUAUAUGAUCAAGAUAAGGACAAUCUGAUUUGAAACCUAUUUUAAAUACAGGACAUAUGGCUUUUCAUCAAAUUGUAGAGUUGAGCUUUUCUGAAAUCGUGUCUGUCACAGGUAGCCCAAUUCUGAUCUUUUUCUACUAAUUGGUCUUUUUACCAAUCAGAUUAACUCUUUUUACAAUAAUUUGGCAAAAGAUCAGAGUUGGGCUGCCUGUGCAAACACAGUCUAUGAACCAUAUGUUGACAUUGUACAUUUCUUGUUCUUAGUAUUUUAGUGUUUGUCCACCCCAUUUAAAAAAUUAAUAAUAAUAAUAAUGUAUUUGUUGAAUUUCCUAUUAAACUAACUAUUGCAUUACAAGUUUGAGGCUGUGAUAUGCAGACUCUAAAGCGGGGACACGAAUUGUAGCUAGUCAUUUUUGUCUGGUAUAAAAUCAGGCUGUUCCUAUAAAGGCAGUUUUGCGUAUCUAUCAUUUUCAAUUAAAUUAAUCUUCAUCUAGUUAAAAUCUAAAGAGAUUGACAAGUUUGUUUCCAUGUUGCAUCAGUGAUAUGCUAUAUCUAGAAUGUUUUUAUCUAUUGUUCAAUGUCUACUAGUGAAGGAUACUUUAUCUAAAAUGCUGCUGUAGUUCAGUAGCACAGGAAUAGUUGUUGGUAUCAUAACAAAUCAAUUGAAAUGACUUCUAAUGCCUGUGUAAACACGUAUAUUUGUAAUGAUCACCAUAAUCAGUUGUCUAUAACGCGUUGAAUGUCAUUAAAUCGCUCACUGGUAUUAUAUAGUUUUAAGCAUUUUCAGCAUGUCUUGUUUGUCAACGUGUCAAGAAUAUGAUUCUGUCAAUGUAAAUAUCUACAUCAUCCAAAUGUAAUAAAUAUUUUGAGUUAA
This is a messenger RNA of Oncorhynchus nerka (sockeye salmon), 2697 nucleotides long. Its product is annotated as 6-phosphofructo-2-kinase/fructose-2,6-bisphosphatase 4-like. Gene Ontology annotation, molecular function: fructose-2,6-bisphosphate 2-phosphatase activity; 6-phosphofructo-2-kinase activity; ATP binding. Gene Ontology annotation, biological process: fructose metabolic process; fructose 2,6-bisphosphate metabolic process. Lineage: Eukaryota; Metazoa; Chordata; Actinopteri; Salmoniformes; Salmonidae. Gene Ontology annotation, cellular component: cytosol. The record is from RefSeq and is a predicted model, not a curated record. The coding region runs from base 92 to 1528 and encodes 478 amino acids. The transcript is spliced from 14 exons.